Molecule: messenger RNA, 1696 nt
Organism: Glycine soja
Lineage: Eukaryota; Viridiplantae; Streptophyta; Magnoliopsida; Fabales; Fabaceae
Product: CCR4-NOT transcription complex subunit 11-like
Exons: 12
Coding region: 133-1443 (436 amino acids)
Biological process (GO): negative regulation of translation; mRNA catabolic process
Cellular component (GO): CCR4-NOT complex
Source: RefSeq, a predicted model, not a curated record
UAAUGAUUUGGUUGUUGUUCAUGGUGUUAAGUGAUAACAGAAGGGAGAAGCAAAACCUAGAAAUCGCGCUCGUUGGUUUUGACUUGGAGUGAGUGGGUGAAACCGAAACCCUAACUAAUAUUGAAGAAGAAGAUGAGCAUUCGAAGGUUGAGUGGCGAAGAAUCGCAAACACUUUACUCUCUCCUCAGAGCAGAGCAGCGUCCACUCCAUGAGAUCCUCUCCCAAUUCAACUCCGCAAUCCCUUCCUCUCGCCAUUUCACUCUCUCUUCCUAUCUCCUCAUCCUAUUGCAGGACAAUAAGGUGCUCAGCACCACUGAGCGGUUAAUAGCUUUUGCUCUGCUAGUUGAGGCUUAUUCAUCCCAGAAACCGGCUUCAAAUCCCUUCAUAAGCUUUAUUGUAAAUGCUUCCUGUAAUGAAGGGUCAGAAAAAGUUGAGAGGGCAUUUAUUCUACAGCUACUAGGUCUCAAUAGCUCCAACAGUGGGAAAGAGUUUCUUAAACAGUCUGCAUCAGAUUAUGUGAAAGGAUUUGAUCAGUCAUUACAUGAGUUCCCUCCUCUAGAUCAAUUGAAGCAGCAGUUUUCUGAUAAAGUUCAUCUAGAACUAUACCAUUGCUUAUUUAAAGAUGGCUCUGUAAAAAAUGUAGUCCCCGACCCAGAUGUUCCCCCAAGUUGUGAUGCAGAUUCUGUAGAGUUUGAUUUGCGACCUGGAACAAAACCUAAACAUGGUGCCGGAGAUAAAGAUGAGGCACUAGUUGGGUUGUUGUCAAAUCUUUCAUUGGAAGGAUUAAGUCCUCACUGGAUCAGACCCCUUCCACCAAGGCUGCCGAUAAUUGAUGGGGAGCUAGUUUGGCUCAAUCCUGAUGACAAUCAUGAACUUAUGUGGGACUAUGGUAUGUGUGUUGAUACCAGCAGAGGGGCUGCAGUAAGGGACUUAAUUGCGAAAGCUCUGAAGGGAGCCCUUGCACCUGCACAGCAAGAGCAAGUCCUGGUGGAGUUUGCAAAUGAUCCAAAACUUGUAUAUCACUGUGGACUGACACCAAGAAAGUUGCCAGACCUGGUGGAAAACAAUCCCCUUAUUGCAGUUGACGUUCUCACUAAGUUGAUAAAUUCUCCAGAAAUAGCAGAAUACUUUACAGUACUUGUCAAUAUGGACAUGAGUCUACAUUCAAUGGAAGUUGUGAACAGGCUGACAACAGCUGUUGAACUACCAUCUCAAUUCAUUCACAUGUACAUAACUAAUUGUAUAGCAUCUUGUGUGGGCAUCAAGGAUAAAUACAUGCAGAACAGGCUUGUGAGACUUGUCUGUGUUUUUCUGCAAAGCCUCAUUCGGAACAAUAUUAUUAAUGUUAAAGAUCUCUUCAUUGAAGUUCAAGCGUUUUGCAUCGAGUUUUCACGUAUUAGAGAGGCAGCUGCGUUAUUUAGGCUGCUCAAGUCAUUGGAAUGAUUGUUGUUUUAGUCUGUCAAUUUUCUCCUCUUUGCUGUCCUAUUUCAAGACUUUCUGUAGAUAUGUAUCUACCUAGAGCUAGGUAGCGUUAUGUACUCAUUUUCUAAUUGUGGACAAUAAAUCAAGAUUAUAGCAUGUCAUUUGCAUUUAAUUGUAACGGGUUAUAUUAUGAAAUGUUCAAAGAUGUGAGAAUAGAGAAUUUAGAAUGUAAUUGAAUUUUAACACUAUACUAUACCCCCUACCUCAUGUGGUU